AGGAGGUUCAUACUUUACUCUCUUUAUCUAUCUAUCUAUCUAUCUCUCUCUCUCUCUCUCUCUCUCUCUCACACACACACACACACACACUCACACACACAUCUUUAUCUUCAUGCUUUUGUUCACUUUGUAGUUUCUUGGAUGAAAUUCAGACUCAGUUAUCAUGAACAACAUAGUUUUAGCUUGUUUUCUUCUGUUGUUGGUGAACCUAUCAGACACAGCUGAAUUUCAAAUUCAUCAGAAGCCCAGGUUUUAUGGCGUCAAAGUGGGAAAACUUGUAGGAUUUACGUGUUCUGCUUCUGAUCAGACUCUUGGUCAGGUGGUGGUGAAGUGGUACAAGUUCAGUAGUACAAGUGAAGUAGUGAACAUUAAUACUAAGUAUGAAUUUACGAAUACCAGAGCAUGUAAGGAGUCAGGUAACAUGAAGAGUCAGUUAUUCAUCCAGGACGUACAGGUCAAAGACAGUGGCAUUUACUACUGCAUGAUGAACCAGACAUUGGGACCUGGAACAGAGCUACAAGUGUUCAGACAGGGCAAACCGGAAGUAGCUGAAAGAAGGAACUAUAUCAAAGACAUAAUCAUUUAUUUCCAGAGUUUUCUCCUCCUACUGUGUAUAAUUGUUCCCUUGGUCUGGUAUUAUAGACUGGAGCAUAAAGAGGAAGCUGUAUACGAAGAGCCUGAGCAUGAUCAUACAUAUGAGGGUUUGGACAUCGAGCAUUGUGGAGACCUCUAUGAAGACCUAACUGCAUUUGCUCCAGCCCCAGAUACAGAUGCAGCCUGGGAAAUCGAGUCUCCAGAACAGGAGUAAUAAAGUGGUGAUGCAGAGUACAUCUCAUGUUAACAUAGUUCUAGUCAAUCUUUUUCUUUGUGGAUUGAUAAAUUAGGAACACGAUACAGUAAUACAUUACAUUAAAUGCAUAUUACAAAAAAGUUUUUUAUUUUCAUUAUGUGCUUCAUUUUCCACACAAACGCUCAAUAUAUAAUAUAAUAUAACAUAAUAACAAGUCUUGCACUUACAAAGCAAUUAGUUCCUUUCCUUUGUUUCAUUAAAAUAGCAAGAUCUGCUUUUUUAUUCACCAGCUUAAGCUUAUUCAUUUAAUGGUGCUGUGUACAUUAGGAAUGAACAUAUUUUGUAGAAAAUCUUGAUGGAAAUUCCUGAAUAUGUGAUUUGUUCCACCAGAAUAAAGACACGUGGCCAUCA
Tachysurus vachellii is the source of this 1201-nucleotide messenger RNA. It is a transcript of the gene cd79b, whose product is annotated as CD79b molecule, immunoglobulin-associated beta. Gene Ontology annotation, biological process: B cell differentiation; B cell receptor signaling pathway. Gene Ontology annotation, cellular component: external side of plasma membrane; B cell receptor complex. NCBI's taxonomy places the organism in Eukaryota, Metazoa, Chordata, Actinopteri, Siluriformes, Bagridae. The coding region runs from base 164 to 808 and encodes 214 amino acids. The transcript is spliced from 5 exons. The record is from RefSeq and is a predicted model, not a curated record.